This is a messenger RNA of Fonsecaea monophora, 1935 nucleotides long. RefSeq lists its product as hypothetical. Gene Ontology annotation, molecular function: zinc ion binding. Bases 1 to 1935 code for a protein of 644 amino acids. The transcript is spliced from 3 exons. The record is from RefSeq and is a predicted model, not a curated record. NCBI's taxonomy places the organism in Eukaryota, Fungi, Ascomycota, Eurotiomycetes, Chaetothyriales, Herpotrichiellaceae.
AUGGAUUCAGAAGGCGCUGAAACCGUCGUGCUUGAUCACACCUCCGCAGACUCAGCGCCAACCGACAACAAUGCCGCACCAUCGCCGUCGCCAGAAGACAAGACUUCACGACCGCCGGCGCCCUCACGAGCCUCAACCUUCGGACCGAAAUGUUGGAUAUGUAUGAGUGACAAAAGCGAGGAUGACCCAAACAACCCCCCAAUCUGGCGUUCGCCGUGCUCCUGCAGUCUGACUGCCCACGAGGCAUGCCUGUUGGACUGGGUAGCCGACCUGGAGAACCCUAAAAAUAAGAACAAGAACUCUGGACACAUUCUGUGUCCUCAAUGCAAAUCUGAAAUCAGAAUAUUAAGACCGAGAAGUUACGUGGUAGACAGCUACCGCGCACUUGAUCGGACACUGGGAAAAUUGGUUCUACCGGGUCUGGGUCUUUCUUUUGUCGGUACACUAUGGGCUGGGGCAUGGUUUCAUGGAUUUCAGUCCGUCUAUUUGGUGUUUGGUCAUCACGACGCGGAUCGAGUCUUUAGGUACGCGAUACAACGGAGCGAGUUUGCUUGGAUGUACAGUCUGAUCCCCGUCAAUCUGAUUCUCGCCCGUACCGACUAUGCCGACUUUGCGCUCCCGGGAAGCAGCUUGAUCCUUCUUUCCACACAGAUCACGGACAAGUUUGAUAUUGACAUGACGAUAUGGCCACCCCUACCAAGCACUGUAUUUGCUUGCUUACCUGCCAUGAGAUCAAUCUACAACUGGUGCUACCACAAGGCAUUCUGUGACCUCAACCGCAAGUGGUUAGCAGAAGUACAACCCAGACACAAUGAACGAGGGGACGUGCCAGGGGAAAACGGUGGCGACAAUAAUGAGGACGAUGUGGAAGAAAUAGUCGAGGAGGGCGAAGUUGUUCUUCAAAUUGAUGUCAACUUGAACGGCGAAGAUGAUGAUGAAGGCCUUGGCGACGAACAGGGUGCCGCUGCCGUGAAUGGAGCCAAUGUGCAAGGUCAACCAGAAAACCAACACGUUCGUCGAAUAUUGGGCCGCCACGAUCUUGUGGAUGGUAGUGGCAGUAUUGGACAGACUAUCCUUGGGGCGUUAGUCUUCCCUGCAGUUGCUGCAGGAAUGGGCAAUCUCAUCAGCUGUGUCUUGCCAUCAUCAUGGCUGACUUACAACAACUACACGAACGGCCGACCCGGGCUGCUGUCGACGAAGUGGGGAAGAAGUGUCGGGAUUCUUGCGAAAUCGGUCUUCCCACCCCACGACUCAGUCUUCUGGCUAGACCUGGUGCGACUACAGAUGCACGCCUCUUCGAUCCGUGCCGCGCUGGCACAUGCUUUCCAGAUCACGGCUCGCCCGUCGCUGCGCAGAGUGAUUCCGACAUCGUUUUCUUUGAACAGCAAAGCUACACCUCAAGGGGCGACGAGCUCAAGGUUGUCUUUCUCAACAAGUGCUGCUCAGUAUGCGAAAAAGAAAGGUGGUGGCAGACCUGACAGACGAAUAACUUUGAUACGCUAUUUCCUGCACCACCCCACCACCCUCACGCCGCGCCCGCUCCGCUUCUCGCGCAACAGAUACCUCCGACACUGGACGAUUGCUCGUGCAUGGAAUCUCUAUCGGCACAACCUCAAAAAGUCGCGCGAACUCGAGCUGGAGCGCCAGUACAACGCGAUGCGGGACGCGAAUGAAGAACUCCGCAUCGGCGCCGGCGACGGAGGGCGCCUGUUCCGCAAAGCCCAGAUGAAGACCGGUGUUUGGGGCAUAGGUGGGCCGGGCGCCGCCUCGGGUCCCGCGGCCAGAGGGAGGGGAGGCGUCCCCAUCGAGUACGCCCGUGGGCUGGUCGAGUGGGUGGGCAGCACGGGCGGAUUGGGUGCUGGAGUGGAAGAAGGCGCCGGCGAAGGAAGUGGCAGCAAGGCCAAGAUCUGGGAUUACGCGUGGAAAAGACAUUAA